UUAAAAAAAAGUUAUUUUAUAGUAAAAUGCCACCAAAAAAGAAGUUGAAGCUUACUCAAAAUAAGGCUGAAGUAUUUCUAGUAAAGAAAGUUAGAGAAAAUCUUUCAUGUUAUAAACUUCCUACUGGCAUAGAGGUUUAGCAAUACUACCUAUAUCUAAGAAACUUGAAUCCCAAAGUAAAGAAAACGGUUUUAAUUAGGUGUCAUUUCGAAAUUAAUUCAUUUGAGCUCAGAUGCCCUCCACAAGCUGACUGUUGUGUAAUGUCUAAAUUGGUAAGGCCAUGGAAUCUUGCAGGGUUCCCUAUCAUAACCUUGGAAAAUAUCAGAAAGAAGAUUGAUAAAAUGAUGAACAACUAUUACAAGUUAAAGAAGAAUAGCAAAAGGAACAGCCCAACAGAUGCGAAAAGGAAUGAGGCAUUUUUUGAAGAAAUGUUAAAAUGCUUUUGGAUUAGUAAAAAAAAAGAAGAACUAAUUGAAGAUAUUAUAAAAGACAGGAGAAGGACAUCCGAAGCCAAAAAUGAAGAUAUUAUGUUUAUCUUAGACCAAAUUGGAAAUAGGAUAGGAAGAAUAGAAACAAAUGAUAAAAGGUUUACGUACACUAUUAAGAGAUCCCACAAAAAAUUGUGUUCCAUGUUAAACAUGGAGAUUAAAGUAAACAAUGGUAACAAUCUAUACAGUUUAGAAAACUCUUCAAGUAGUGAUAAUAAUUCUGACUGUGAAUAUGUAGCAGAUAUAAAAAAAGAACAAUCUACCUCUGUUGUUUUGUUACCAAAAAAUAUUUUAAAAGAAACAGCUCUCACAGCAAUAGGUGAAGGACUUUCAGUUAGACAACACACUGCAAUAGUGGCAAGUGUUAUUGCUAAUUCAGGAGGUGAUGUUACUAAUUUUGCAAUAUCUUCUUCAAUCGCAUUUAGAGUUGCAGAAGAAAUUGUAACUAAAGAGGGAGAAAAGAUUAAAAAGCACGUUACUGAUCUUGUUAAAUCUUCAUCAUUACCAAUUAUUCUCCAUUUUGAUGGAAAAAUAGUUAAGGAGUUCACAAGCGGAAUAGAACAUCAACUUGACAGACUUGCUGUUUCCAUCAGGAUAGAUGGACAGAGUGAACUUCUUGGGGUUUCUCAUUUGAGCUCUAGUACUGGAGAAACACAGAAGAAUACAAUCAUAAAACUUCUUCAUCAAUUUGAUAUUUUUGAUAAAUUACAAGGAUGCGUUUUUGAUACAACUUCUGUAAAUACUGGUAAUAAAAAGGGUGUGUGCAUUAGAUUAGCUGCAGAGCUUGAUAGACCACUACUUCUCCUAGCAUGUAGGCAUCACAUCUAUGAAAGGCAUAUUAUUCACUGCUGGAAUAUUUAUCCAAGCAGUAAAAUAAAUGGUCCAGAUAAUCCAUUGUUUAAGAAGCUUAAAGAUGUAUGGAACUCAAUUGAUCAAAAUUCCAUUGUGUUAAACAAAGUAAAAAUUGAAGAUAUUUCUGAUAGCUGGCUGCAGGUACAGUUCAAAGAAGCCUUAUCUUUUUCUCAAAAUAUUAUCAGAAUGAAAAAAAUGAAAAAGGUAUUUAAAAUUUUGAAUAAAGUGAAUACUCUAUAAUAAAAUAAGUUUAGUAAGGUACUGUUUUGUGUCUAAAUAAAUAAUCUUAUUUAGGAUGGAUGUAGGUCUGAUUAUCUAGAGUUAGUGAAAUUGACAACAAUGGUUUUAUCUGGUGAUGAACAGUACAGGCUAAGAAAACCUGGGCCUGUACACCAUGCCAGAUUUAUGGCAAAGGGAAUAUACUUUCUGAAAAUGUAUCUCCUUCUAAACAACAUUUCUAGCUUGACAGAUUUUGAGAAGAAAGAAAUAAAUGAUAUGGCAUUCUUCACAGCUGUAUUUAACACUGAGUGGUUUAUAAAGGCUGAAAUUCCGGCUGUCGCUCCAUAUCAGGUGACAUUUCUAUGUUUUAAAAGUUUUUAAUCAUUUUGCUUUUUAUUACUUUUUUUUCUUUGAAAAUUUUGUGUAAUAUUUCAUAGUCUAAAAAUCUUUAGGAUAUGAAAGCUCUUUGGCAGAUGAUGAGAUACUUAAAAAUCAAUCCUGUCCAGGCAAAACCUGUUAUAGAGUCUCUAAAGAGACACACCUGGUACAUAGACCCGAAUAUUUUAGUUAUGUCUCUUGUUGACAAAAAUGUACAAGAACGGAGUGACAUUGCCAAGAAGUUGUACUCAACCCCAAGACCUACAACUUAUGCCAUAGAAAGACAUCAAGUUAAUUUAAAUAUACUGAACUCCCUUAUGUUUAAUGAUGAUACUCCCCCAAGUUUGACCCCGCUUAUAACUGACCAGAGUUGGUUAAUUUUUCAUAUCUUAAACCAUGCAAAUGCUGAAGUACAGUGGCUUAAGACUCCAUCUGAGACAUGGGAUCUAAAUGACUAUUACUUAGAAUUCAAACAAUUUGUGAAUAAUCUUGAAGUAGUAAAUGACUGUAGUGAGAGGGCUAUAAAACUAGUUCAGGAGUUGAUCAAUAAAUCGCAUAAUGAGGAUAAAAGACAAAGUACCUUCCUCAUAUCAAACAAAUAUAAGAGUGAAAGAACAAUUUAAAAAAAAUGUGAUUAUGUAAA
Molecule: messenger RNA, 2580 nt
Organism: Hydra vulgaris (swiftwater hydra)
Lineage: Eukaryota; Metazoa; Cnidaria; Hydrozoa; Anthoathecata; Hydridae
Source: RefSeq, a predicted model, not a curated record